Prunus armeniaca (apricot) is the source of this 1044-nucleotide messenger RNA. NCBI's taxonomy places the organism in Eukaryota, Viridiplantae, Streptophyta, Magnoliopsida, Rosales, Rosaceae. The record is from the annotation of a GenBank genome assembly.
AUGCCUAAUGCCCAUCAGCCAUCACUAAAACCAAACAGGGAUCAAACAGGGAUCAAACAGGGAUCAAACAGGGAAGCCAUGUCUGGCCUCCCUCGGUCCUCCAGUGCUCCACUGAAGAACGGUCUUCCUCCCCAAGAACUGCUCGACGACCUCUGCAGUCGGUUUGUUCUCAAUGUUCCAAAAGAAGACCUGCAAUCAUUUGAGAGGAUUUUAUUUCUCGUGGAGUAUGCUCAUUGGUUUUAUGAGGACAACUCAGUGGAGAAAAAUCCAUCGCUGAAGUCAUUUAACUUGAAGGAAUUCACUUCCUUAUUGUUUAACAGCUGUGAUGUUCUUAAACCUUAUGUUGCCCAUAUAGAUGACAUAUUUAAGGACUUCACUUCUUACAAGGUUAAGGUUCCUGUAACUGGAGCCAUUAUUUUGGAUGAAACCUAUGAAAGGUGCCUACUCGUGAAGGGAUGGAAAGGAUCAAGCUGGAGUUUCCCACGCGGAAAAAAGAAUAAAGAUGAGGAAGACCAUGCAUGUGCCAUCCGAGAAGUCCUUGAAGAAACAGGUUUUGAUGUGACAAAACUACUUAACAAAGAUGAGUACAUUGAAGCCGUAUUUGGACAGCAAAGGGUGCGGCUCUACAUUAUUGCUGGUGUGAGGGAGGAUACUGCCUUUGCACCACUCACCAAAAAGGAGAUCAGUGAAAUCGCAUGGCACCGACUGGAUGACCUUCAGCCUGCAAGUAAUGAUGUGAUAUCUCGUGGUAUCACUGGCCUCAAGCUUUACAUGGUGUCCCCUUUUUUAGCAUCAUUGAAAUCGUGGAUUUUAGCACAUCAGUCCACAAUUGCUCCAAGAACUGAUAUGCCACUCAAAGGAAUCAGCAUGUGGAAAGCAAAGAACAGCUCGAUAGGGAGUAGCAACAUGAUAGUGGAGAGCCAAUCAACUAAACCCGAACCUGAUGUUCAUCCUCCUGACACGGGACUUGGCAAGAGUUUCAGAAACUUCAGGUUUGAUAUUGCUCCAAUCUUUCAAGCCAUUGAAGCGGGUUUCCGUGCUUAA